AUGUCUGACAAGAAAGUCUCCAGGCCCUGCCAUCACUGCAAGAGCGGGUCAGCCCAAACAGACACCUCCAAGAUCCACUAUGAGAAGUUCUGGCUGUACCGUCACUGCUCUUCAGUGCAGCAGAGGGACCGGCAAGCUCAGAAGGCUGGGCAGCUCUUCUCAGGGCUGCUGGCCAUGAAUGUGGUAUUUCUGGGCAGUGCCUUCAUCAGCAGCAUGAUCUUCAACAAGGUGGCCAUCACUCUAGCAGAUGUCUGGAUCCUGCUCUCCAUCCUCAAGGUCUUGUGCCUGUUCUGGAUUAUUUACUACCUGCUGGGCACCAGCCGGCAGCCACACGCGGUGCUCUACCGGGACUCCCACGCUGGAGCCAUCUGGAUUAGGGGGUCAGUGCUGCUGUUUGGCAGUUGCAGCAUCCUCCUGAAUGUGUUUCAGAUUGGCUACAGCACAAUCCUCGUCCACUGCAAAUCCAGGGUGGAAAUUGUGUUCCCCAGCAUUGGAAUCCUUUUUAUUUGCACCCAGGCUUACUUUCUGUGGCAUCACUCUAAGGACUGCAUUCAAGUCCAGCACAACUUCACCAGGUGUGGGCUGAUGCUGACCAUAGCCACCAACCUUCUUCUCUGGCUCCUGGCCGUGACCAACGACACCCUGCACGUGGAGAUCGAGUCUCAGCUGCGUGAGGUGGAGCGGCGAUUCGCAGGCAACGAGACUACCUUGUGCACGUGUCCAAACACGACCAUCUGCAAAGUCUUCCAGAAGGGCUACAUCCUGCUCUACCCCUUCAACACAGAGUACUGCUUGGUCUGCUGCUCCGUGCUCUACGUCAUGUGGAAGAACGUAGGGAGACGCAUCAGCCACCACCACAUCCCACACACCAAGCCCAAAUUCAAGCUCCAGGGGGUGGUCUUUGGGCCACUGUUGGGCACCAGUGCUGUAAUCAUCGGGGCCUGUGUCUUCAUGAUGUAUCAGAUCCAGGCUACCAGCUUGGUCCCCAGCCGGCAGGUCUUUGUGAUCUAUUAUUCCUACUACAUUGUGCUCCUGCCCCUGAUGAGUGUGGGCGCUGUGAUUGGGACAAUGAUCCAUGCCUUGGAAAAAAAGGAGCUGGACACAUUGAAGAACCCAACCCGCAGCCUGGAUGUGGUCCUACUGAUGGGGGCAGCCCUUGGCCAAAUCGGCAUGUCUUACUUCUCCAUUGUGGCCCUGGUGGCCACUGACCCCAGGGACCUGUUGAACAGCCUCGCCCUGUCCUACUCUGUCCUCCUCAUCUUUCAGAACAUCACCCAAAAUGUUUUUGUCAUCGACGGGCUCCACCGGCAGCGCGCUGUAGCAGCAACCGAGGCCAAACAUGCCGGGCAGCACACGGUGGCUGCAGAGCUUCCUCGGGAAGAGGAGACCACGCUGAGCAGAAAGCAGGAGCAUAGCCAGACACCUCCUGGCAAGGAGGAAGACACUAAAGAAGAGCAGAAUCGUGAGGCCUACAGCCAGAGACGAGUGAGCGUGCUGGAACUGGGACAGGAGAUCCGGAAAGCUUCCUUGUCCUACAUCCAGACCUACUCUCACCUGAGCUGGAAGAGAAGAGUAUUGAGGGAGAUCUCAUUCUUCUUGGUUUUGUGCAACAUCAUACUGUGGGUCAUGCCCACAUUUGGGGCUCACCCCAUCUUCGAGAAUGGAAUGGAAAGGUCAUUUUAUGGUUACUCCACCUGGUUUGUGAUCGUGAACUUCGGACUCCCCUUGGGUGUGUUUUACCGCAUGCACUCCGUCGGGGGCCUCCUGGAGGUCUAUGUGACAGCCUGA
Messenger RNA from Hirundo rustica (Barn swallow), 1788 nucleotides. RefSeq names its product otopetrin 3 (gene OTOP3). The transcript is spliced from 6 exons. Gene Ontology annotation, molecular function: proton channel activity. The record is from RefSeq and is a predicted model, not a curated record. Lineage: Eukaryota; Metazoa; Chordata; Aves; Passeriformes; Hirundinidae. The coding region runs from base 1 to 1788 and encodes 595 amino acids. Gene Ontology annotation, biological process: proton transmembrane transport. Gene Ontology annotation, cellular component: membrane.